Neospora caninum is the source of this 2757-nucleotide messenger RNA. RefSeq names its product 69N21, related. The record is from RefSeq and is a predicted model, not a curated record. Lineage: Eukaryota; Apicomplexa; Conoidasida; Eucoccidiorida; Sarcocystidae. The transcript has a single exon. The coding region runs from base 1 to 2757 and encodes 918 amino acids.
AUGUCGCACCAGUACCCCUUCUUGUUUCGUAGCGCUACUGCAGACAAAUCACACACAACCGGAGUAGGGUUCUUGGUCAGCCUUCGACGGAAGGACGGCCUCCAAAUAAACGAAGCCGAUGUUGCUUCCCCUGUAGAGUGGCAUUCCGAUAGUGACUGUGAAGACGAGGGCAGUCUUCUCAUGGACUAUUCCUCUCGGCCAGAAACUUCCGAUGCCUCCAGCCACCUUCCUGAUGAAGAAAUCGUCUACGGUGUAACGGCUGAGAGCCAAGCUGACCACGGCAUCUUCACUAGGAACACCUCUGCCACGUCAAAUACACCGAAAGGCUCCGCAAGCACCUCAUCUCAAGGAACAAUCCUAGCCGGCUCCAGUUUCGCAAGGCCAAGGACACCUCCAUCGCCUCGGGAUGCGACGUGGGCUUCCGGGCACACGGGCGAAAUUUAUACCCAGACCCGAGACGGAUGCAGCCCGGAAGGAAAUUUGGCAGGGAAUGUCUCCCCUAAUGGCGGUUCACCGGCAUGGAGAGGUAAGAAGCUCCGCGUGGAUUUUCGAGGGGGUGAAGACGUCCCUGCUGCGGCGGGAGACCCAUCCCCACCAGAAAGGAGAGACAGCCGGAAUGGAUGUCGACAGCCUCGGAGUGCCCCCCAGGGACAGGGGGAGAAAACCCCGAUUUCUUCGUCGGAAUCAACGGAUCGCAGGGGAACGGAGGGUGCGGGAGAGUCUCUGAAGCGACAAGGCGAUCCCCAAAGAGCUGUCAAAACGGGGGUUUUCCUAACGGGGGCCUUGACUGUCCCAGUCGGGCUUGUCGCCUUUGCAUGUAUAUCGCCCUGGAGUUUCGGCUCCGGCUCGGCGCUCCUCGCCGGCGGGGCGCUUGUUUUUCUUUUUGGCUACUUCGGGACAACGCUGAGUUCACGGCCACUCCUCCUUGUCUACCUAGCACUCCUUUGCUGUUUCCUGGCCGGUCUUCUCGUGGCAACUGUCUUCAACACACAUCUCGCCAUUCAAGCCUUUCGAGCUGUCCGACAUGUCUACUUCGAUACACCCGAGGAGGUGGCCGCUGCAUCUCGCAGACUGGAAACCGCCUUGGGCUCGAUCCAUGCCACAACAUCAGAGACUACGCUUCCGCCUCCACCUGACUUCCCUGUUCGAGAGAUCACGAACGAAAACCUGCCGAAAUGGAGGAACUCGAACUCCCAAAAGCUUGCUAUUUCGUCUGAGACUGACGUGCGUGUUUUGAGCAAAGGUUUGGCCCCACUGACUACAGGAGAGACGAAUCAGGAACCCGCGGCUCCCAAUGCAAGGCCCCCGGAAACGGGGAAGGGAUCUUCUACACUUUUUGGAGCAAAACGCGAGGCCCUCUCAGUUUCAGCUUCUUCCCAUUCGACUUUGGUUGGGCAGUGGUCAGAAAAACGCACAACGGCGCAGCACUCUCUCGGCGAAAGUUCAACGUGGCAAUCGCCAUUUUCACCUGAAAGUAUCGGAAACAAGUCCGCUUUUCUGGGCUUUUCUGUCGCUCCAGAAGUCAACCUGAAUGCGGAGUCGAACAGAAACGUUUUGCUCAGAAAGGCUCCUGCUGUUUUUUCCGGUAGCACUGACGGAUAUCGUGAUGGAUCAGCUCUUCAGCAGGGUUCAACGCCACGGGGACCACCGUCACUUCACGACAGAGAGGGAGGAGACGAAAACGAAGGGAGCGCCCGAGACAAAAACGUUUCUCUUCGGCACAAUACCGAUCCGUUAGGCCCUCUAGACGUGCACCUUCAAGAGGGCCUGGCAGAUUCAUUCUCCCUGCUCGGGGGUACAUCACCUGUUCGGAGUCGUAGCCCGUCAGCACUGGAUCCCAAGUCGUUUGUAACAACCUCCCAUGUGACGGAGACAGGAGAAAUGUACAGGGAACAUAGACAAAGGGAGCUUGUGGACGUUCAGCAGUCGCCACCAAAAGCGAGCUUCCAGCGCAGAUUUGACAAGCCCGAGUUUUCCGAAAACUCACCUGGUGCAGAGUCUGUUGCGCCUCCGUCAACGCGUCUUGCCUCAGGGGUAGAGGGACGUCUUUCGCUUCUUCAUGGCCCGCAGGCAAACAAGGCAAUUGGUCUACAAGCGACUACUCUGCCUGUCAUUCGCGUUGAAGCCGCGCGAUGCAAUGCAGUGCCUCUCUCUCUCUCCAAGUACAUAGGACCGACAAAACUUCAGCUGGAAACCUACGGCUUGAUAUGCGGCUUCUCUCUGUACAAUGUUUGGGGGGUUGUCGACGCCUGGAACGUUGACUGUGAGAACUUUUGCGGCAAUAAAUACCUCGCUACGAAACGGUACAUAUGGAAUGUCGGCCACGAUGCCUCUCAAGACAGCGAGACUGAACAUGCAACGGCAGGAGGGAGCCUGAGCUCUCCGGGACCUGGCGCGCCUGCGUUUCGUGGAGAGCGGAGAAUGCAAGCUUCGCGUACACGUUCAGAACCGUGGAGUGUCCUUCGACCUCAGAAGAAGACAGCAAAGAGGGAGGCGCGCGACCCACGCGCGACUCAGACGAGGUUAACCGCGCGUGACGACGCGUUAAAGGCGUGGCGAGAGACCACCUCCGUAGCAGACCAAAUUAAAUGCAUGGAACUUGCUCUAAAUCUCUCGUGCGGUGUCGUCAAAUCCUUCUACCUUGUCCUGCUACCUGGACUGAGUGUAGUCAUGGUUGUGACUUCUCUCGCUCUGUUCACUGCUGGAACGUCUCUCGUCAAGAAGGGCUUUCAGCUCAGGAAAGCGUUAGCAGAGUGA